AAAUAUAUAGUAGUAUUUUUUUCUUUUUUUUGACUGGCGUGGGGUUGCUUGAGCUCAUUCAUGAGCUGGAUCCACACUCAACGGAGAGACCCACUCUCGAAUAAGAAAGAAUAUAGCAAAAAUAAGUUAAACCCGCAACAAAGUGCAGAAAGUGAACUUCUUCUAGCACCGAACCAUGUCUUCAAUCUCAUAUACUACAAAAUUAGAGCAUAUAAAUUGCCCUUUCUCUAUCUCUCUCUAAAUUCCUCCUCAAUAUUUGGGUAUCUCUGUUGUAUGUUCGUUGGAUUUCUUGAUUUGGGUAUCUUCCUCUGCUUGUAAAACUCAGGAUAUAGUUCAGAUUAUUUUAUUCUGGGAGUGGAUAUAUACUUAUAUAUAUAUAUAUAUAUAUAUAUAUAUGUAUAUAUUAUAUGUAUAGAUACACAUAUAUGUUGUUGUUAGGCUGAAAUUCGAAAAGAUGAAUCUGGGUGGUCACGCAGCGAAAUCGAUCUCCAUGGGUUGUUCAAGUAUGACUUUGAAAUCCGGAGAUGGGGCUUCCGACCAGUUUCCGGCGGGUCUUCGGGUACUUGUUGUUGACGAUGACCCGACUUGUCUCAAGAUCUUAGAGAAGAUGCUUCGGUACUGCCUCUACGAAGUAACCAAAUGUAAUCGGGCAGAGAUUGCGUUAUCUUUCUUACGAGAGAACAGAAAUGGGUUUGAUAUUGUUAUAAGUGACGUCCACAUGCCUGACAUGAAUGGGUUCAAACUCCUUGAGCACAUUGGGCUGGAAAUGGACCUGCCUGUUAUCAUGAUGUCUGCGGAUGAUAGUAAAGAUGUUGUCAUGAAGGGUGUUACUCAUGGUGCAUGUGAUUAUCUGAUCAAACCAGUUCGAAUGGAGGCGCUGAAGAACAUAUGGCAGCAUGUGGUACGGAAGAAGAAGCAUGAGUGGAAAGAUUUUGAGCAGUCAGGAAGCAUGGAAGAUGGAGAACGGCAACCAAAGCCAUCUGAAGAUGUAGAUUACUCGUCGUCAGUAAAUGAAGGGAAUUGGAGUAACUCGAAGAGGAGGAAGGAUGAGGACGAUGAAGUAGAUGAGAGGGAUGAUACAUCCGCAUUAAAGAAACAGCGGGUGGUUUGGUCUGUAGAACUCCAUCAAGAGUUUGUGGCAGCUGUAAAUCAACUUGGCAUUGACAAGGCUGUUCCCAAGAAAAUUCUUGAGUUGAUGAAUGUUCCUAGGCUAACUAGAGAAAAUGUUGCUAGCCACCUUCAGAAAUAUCGCCUCUAUCUCAGAAGGCUAACCGGGGUAUCACAGCAUCAGAGUGGACUCAUUAACUCUUUCAUGGGAGCCCCAGAAGUAGCGUUUGGGUCCACUUCUUCACUUAAUGGGCUUGAUCUUCAAGCUCUAGCUGCCACCGGUCAACUCCCAGCACAAAGUCUUGCCACUCUCCAGGCAGCACUUGGUAGGUCCAGCACUAAAUCUGGCAUAUCCAUGCCCCUUAUUGAACAAAGAAACCUUUUUAGCUUUGAAAAUCCAAAGUUAAGAUUUGGAGAGGGGCAACAACAACUGGGCAAUAGUAGUAAGCAAAUGAACUUACUUCAUGGAAUCCCAACCACCAUGGAGCCAAAACAGCUUGCCAGCUUGCACCAAUCUGCACAGUCCUUCAGGGGCAUGAAUAUGCAAGUCAACGCCCAGGGAAGCCAGAGUAGUUCUUUACAGGUGCAUAUGUCUCAACCUCAGUCAGGGGCACAGAGAGCGAGUGAAACUAAUGGCGGUCAAAUUUCAAGGCUCCAGUCAUCAAUAAUACAUCCUAUUUUGUCAAAUGGAAUUGCCACUGGGGUUCUGGCAAGAAAUGGAACAGUUGACAAUGUAAGAGGGGCGAUGUACAGUUCGGUUUCCCAAGCCUCUUCAGUGGUAGAUUUCUCGGUGGACCAAAACACUGAUUUGCCAGGGAAUAGUUUUCUUCUUGGGAAUAAUUCAGGGAUGUCCAUUCUCACAUCUAAAGGAGUGCUCCAAGAGGAGGUUAACUCAGAAAUGAAAGGAUCGGGAGGACUUGUUCCAAAUUAUGAUGCAUUUAGUGAGCUGCAUCAGCAUAAAAUCCAAGAUUGGGUGUUACAGAAUGUUGGUUUGACCUUUGAUGCGUCCCAACAUGUGAACAUACAAGGAAGCCUGGAUAUCCACCCAUCAGUUUUGGUACACCAAAGCUUUUCUUCCGGUCAAAAAAGUGAUCAGAGCGGGAAUGCAUCUAUUGGCAAGGGAAUGCUCUCAGCAGGAGAAGAAAGUGGACAGUGGAAUGCUGCACUAAAUAUGGGGCAGCCACUUAACCCACGUCUUGGUAACAGUUCACUAAGGGUUAAGGCUGAAAAUUUUACUGAUAUGAGCCGUCAGAGUAUCCUAUUGUCUGAACAGUUCGGUCAGGAAGACCUUAUGAGUGCACUUCUCAGGCAGCAAGAAGGCAUUGGACCGGUAGCAAAUGAGUUUGGAUUUGAUGGGUAUACCUUAGAUACUCUUCCUGCGUAGUAGAAUAAGCUCCAUGAUUCAUGCUCCAUCCUCAUUUUGAUUGCAGUUUCUGGUGUGUAUAGUUUGCUAUUAGAGCUGAACUCAACUCAUCCUUCUGCAAUCAAAGGGUAAAGAUUCGGUUUCAUGUUUACUUUAUGAUAUACAGGAUCUCGAUUUCAUUUUUCUGCAUCUUCCGGCUGUGAUUAGCUUGUUGUGCUUGUUCUUGUUCGAGUUUUUAAAGACGGAACGGGAAUCCAGAAUCAUUUGAAUUGGAAGUUGAUGCAGGAACAUGUAACAUAUGACUCCAUGAUGUGGCAAGGCAUACAUGCGAAGUUUUGACUGAUUUUGGUAGGUGAAUUUUAGGUGCCGCUUGCGAAGCUGUAUUGAUGGUGGGCUUUAGGUCUUUCGAACUCUAAUAACACGAAUUAUUGUUCUUUUAGGAGUUCGACUGUGAUGUACAUACAGACUUCAUUUGAUUCUUCAAGACACAAGUCUUGCUAGGCUAUUUAAGGCUUUUUCCUUGUACUUUGAAUAAUUUAAGUUGUUAUUUGUGAUUUAUUAGCUUUGUUGACAACCACCUCUUUUACAAGUUGUAAUGUACUCCUUUUUGUUUU
Messenger RNA from Cornus florida, 3084 nucleotides. RefSeq names its product two-component response regulator ARR2-like. Bases 455 to 2491 code for a protein of 678 amino acids. Gene Ontology annotation, biological process: cytokinin-activated signaling pathway; phosphorelay signal transduction system. The transcript has 6 exons. The record is from RefSeq and is a predicted model, not a curated record. NCBI's taxonomy places the organism in Eukaryota, Viridiplantae, Streptophyta, Magnoliopsida, Cornales, Cornaceae. Gene Ontology annotation, molecular function: DNA-binding transcription factor activity; DNA binding.